This is a messenger RNA of Blepharisma stoltei, 228 nucleotides long. NCBI's taxonomy places the organism in Eukaryota, Ciliophora, Heterotrichea, Heterotrichida, Blepharismidae. The record is from the annotation of a GenBank genome assembly.
AUGGGCUGCGGAAUUUCGAAAAAACCAAAAGAUUUCUCGGAAGACUCAUCAGAUGACCUAAUGUCAUAUGAAAUAUCAACAGCAGAACUUAUUGUAAACGAUCUUGAGAUGAGACUAAAAAGAAAUAAUGGAAUAGUCACUUACUCUUUUAAAUCCUGGCAAGGUGAAUCUUAUCAUAUAAACGUCGUACAAAUUAAAACACCUGAAUCUUCAGUUGCUUUUGCUUAA